Messenger RNA from Cucumis melo (muskmelon), 1151 nucleotides. RefSeq lists its product as uncharacterized. The transcript is spliced from 5 exons. The coding region runs from base 94 to 1008 and encodes 304 amino acids. NCBI's taxonomy places the organism in Eukaryota, Viridiplantae, Streptophyta, Magnoliopsida, Cucurbitales, Cucurbitaceae. The record is from RefSeq and is a predicted model, not a curated record.
UCUUCUCAACAAACGACUCCGACUCCUAGGAGACGUGCGCAGUCUCGACUCUUGGAGUUAGAGCGCCACAUUGCAAUAAAUGGGCGCAUUCCGAUGACGAUCGCCCCUGGAGCGGAGAAGCCUAUUUCUCCACACGCCGUUCGCUUCAGCCAAGCGAUAGGCGUGUGCGUGCGAAAGACAUUUCCCGUCCGCUGUCUUAAGUGGACGGACGUUGGGAGAGAAUACAUUGAGGUCGUCAAGGGCGACCUCCAGCGAUUCUUUGUGCUUGAUUUCAAUGAUCAAGCAAUGAACAGGUUUGUUGAGCAUCAGAUGCUCACGACCUUUAAAGAGUUCCGGGCCGACUGUCAUAAACAUUUCAAAAAGUACAGCGACCCGGAGGAGGCUCGUGCCAACCCACCAAACGCAUUGGUUGGACGUGAUGAGGAUUGGCACUUCCUCUGCGACCAUUAUAUCAGCCGUGCAUUCCAGGAGCAAUCACGGACAAACAAGGCUGCUAGACAGAAGCAGCCUUACAAUCAUAGUAGCGGGUCCAAGUCGUUUCUACAACGACAGUAUGAGCUCGCUGAAAGAAGAGGGCAGCCGGUCGAUCGUGUGGAAUUGUUCCGGGAAACACACGUUCGAGCUGGGACAUUCGUGUCGCAGGCCGCCGAGGAUGCGCAUAAUCAAAUGCUGGAACUCCAAUCCCAGCCUACCCCAGAGGGUAGUCAGCCACUCUCUGAGGAUGAGAUAUGCGAUCAGGUGUUGGGUAGACGACCAGGCUACUCAAAAGGCCUUGGUUGGGGACCCAAGCCGAAGGCCCGCAGAACGGCAAGUGCAAGCAGUUCGUCGACAUCUUGUUCGCAGUCCACACAAAAAGAGAUUGAAUUACAAGCUAAACUUCAUGAAGCUUUGGAACGGAUUGAAGUACAAGAUAGAAAUCACCAAGCAUUAGCUUCACAAGUGGAAGCUAUGAAAAAGAUGAUUGAAGACCUAACUCGUGCACAACAGGGACCACCACAUGAUCCCUAGCCCUGUGGACCGAAGGUGUAGAAUGACGCGCAUACGCACCUCGUUGGGAGAUUGGGUCUUAUGUUUAUGUUUUUUGUAUAUUGAGAACUAUAUUUUCUUGUAGUCAACUUAUUCGUAUUAUUAAUUUUAAUUCUAUUUUUUAA